CGGUGGCGUCCGGAUACGUCCGGAUAAUCACGGGACGGUGCGUUUGGGUAUUUUUGGUUGGGAAGGGGGUCGACGCGAUGAGCGCGUGGUCCUUUGACGAGGUCAGCAGCGUCUCCAAGAAGCUCCAUGCGACGCUGCAGCAAGACGGCUGGCGCGACGACGUCAAGAACACGAAGGAGCUCCUGGGCAUGCUCUCGAAUCUGCAGUCGUAUCGCCCGGACCACGAGUCGCUGGCCAAGACGAAGCUCGGCGUGGCCGUCAACAAGCUGCGCAAGCAUACCGACAAGUGCGUGAGCGGGUACGCUGGCGUUUUGACCAACCGCUGGAAAGAGGCCUUGGACGUCAAGCCAUCGGCGCCAUCCAAGCCACGCGCGGCCAAUGAGCUGGCCGACUCGACCAAAGCCAUGGACGCAGACCAGAAGGAGAUGGCACGGAACCGCCUCGCCAACUCGUAUGCAAAGGAAAAGGCCAAGCGCGAUGCGCGCACGAGCAUCUACCUCGACCAGCCCGUGACCAAGACGAAGCGCGGGAAGGCGCCAAAGCCGACAUCGAUCAUCACACGCUUCACUACGCCCCAGCGCGCCCAGGCCAAGAUCGUGCGGUCCAUGGCGCCCACAAGCAGCAGCGCGCGCUCGACAGCAUCGAGCACGCUGAGCCGGUCGACAAUGGCGUCCCGCCCGUCGUCGGCACCCACAUCGCGGGCCCUUCCGCGCACGGCCCUCGCGUCCAAAAACAUGACGGACGAAGAGCGCCACCAGAUGCGGCAGCAGCGGCUACGCGCCAUCGCAGAGGAGAAGGCGCGGCAGAUGGGCAAGGCCGUGCCUCCCGCGCUCCGCGACGCCAACGCCCGAGAGCGACCGCGCGACAGCGGUAGCAAAGAAAAGGCGCCGUACGUUGAUGCUCGCAAGAUGUACACGCGGCUGCCCGAGCCGUCGUCAAACAAGCAGCCCGCCGCUGGCAGCAGCAAGCCGGCAGCGGGCCGCCCUUUGCCGCCCAAGAACCGGCCGAACGCCCCCGAGAUGACGAAAGAGCAAGCCGACCGCAAGGCGUUUCUCGACAAGAUGUACCCGCGCGUGGCGUCGACGGCGCCCGAGAACCCGCUCAAGCGCAAGCGCGAGACGGACCCGGCGUCGUCGGCCCGCGACACGAAGCAGCCGUGGACCGAAGGCGAGCGCGAAGUCGUGCACUGGCUCAAGGGCAUGACCGACGACAUGAGCCAGUACAGCCAAGCGUUCUUCGACAACGGGUUCGACUCGAUGAAGGCGAUUGCGAUGCUGACCGAAGACGACCUCGCGUCCAUGGUCCCGAAGAAGGGCCACUGCCGCCUCAUCGCGCUGGCGCUCGAGAGCCUCCAGCGCAAGAGCAAGAAGCGCGUCGAGACCAAGAAGCGCCCGAAGCGCGCGUAUGAAGAAGACGACGACAUGUACGAGAGCGACGACGGCUUUGUCGUGAGCGACGAAGAGGAAGACGUGUACGUGCCAGGGGCCAUCACGAGCCUCAUGCGCAAGGGCCGCCGACCGCGCAAGUACUCGCUCGACGACGGCGCCGACUCGUCCGAUAUGGAGGCCACGUUUGAUGACAUUGAGCGCGAAGAGGCGCGCAGCCGGCGCUACGGCGACUACGAAGACGAGAUCGAGGACCGGCGCAACCGACUCCACAAGCAGAAGAAGGACAAGAAGAAGAAACGGUCCACGAGUCCCUAACACGAUGCGCCUCUGAUCUCCACCUCCAUGUGCUUUUAUGUCUUCUGUGCUGACCUGAUGAUCAACCCGACCCCUGGCAGUGGCAAAGGGUUAGGUUUCUUGAGGACACACACAUAUUUGGUCUAAUUUGCACAACUUAUUGCUGCCGCA
Messenger RNA from Saprolegnia diclina VS20, 1853 nucleotides. RefSeq lists its product as hypothetical. The record is from RefSeq and is a predicted model, not a curated record. Gene Ontology annotation, cellular component: nucleus. Lineage: Eukaryota; Oomycota; Saprolegniomycetes; Saprolegniales; Saprolegniaceae. The transcript has 3 exons. Bases 78 to 1703 code for a protein of 541 amino acids. Gene Ontology annotation, molecular function: protein binding.